Molecule: messenger RNA, 1087 nt
Organism: Tuber aestivum (summer truffle)
Lineage: Eukaryota; Fungi; Ascomycota; Pezizomycetes; Pezizales; Tuberaceae
Source: the annotation of a GenBank genome assembly
GCCCGGGGUAGCCACCGUGGCUUGCUACGCUUCGGAAAAACAAAAAAACCAAUUUAACUUACUAAUCCCCCCACACAAUUGGCUGCCCUCGACUCCCGAGGUCUCCAGCCACACGGCAGAAUCCACAAGACCCGAACUCUCCCAAAUCACGAGCCAGCCCACUCUUCCAACCCAAUCCCGACUUCCCCCCCACCGCGACGAACUGGAUAACCAUGGCAUCACUUUUCAGAUCGUCACUGCGUACCUCCACCGCCAUGGCCGUCGUGCCCAAGUUAAGUCGGCCGGUUACUACCACUUCCGCCGCCGCCAUUGCCGUUAAGUGCACCAGGAUGAAGAACUUGGGAGUUUUGGCGCGGGCCGGAAUGGCAAAGAAGGGGUUUCACGUCAGUGCUUCGAGGAAGAUUUUACCGGCUGGGCCCCGUGAGUUUUUCUUUGUGUCCAGUGAUUGCAAUGAAUGAAUGUUGUUGUUGGGUGAUGGGUGGAUGCUAAUGGGAUGGUGGGGGUUUUUUUUAGAGGUUAUUCAGGGAACGGGUAUUAUUGCUUCAGUGCUCUGGUCUUUGGAUUUGAUGUUGGCGCUGAUAAUUAGCAAGUGAAUGAUGCCGCCGAAGUCCCUGAUCCCAACGCUACACAUGGUUCCUACCAUUGGUCUUUCGAACGGGUAUUCCCCUCACACACACACGCCUUCUCCUCAAUGCUAGCUAACACUCUUCCAAAGCUCAUCUCUGUCGCCCUCGUCCCCCUAACUGUAGCCCCCUUCGCUGCUGGUUCCAUAAACCCGGUAACGGACGCUAUACUCGGCGCUACGAUCGUAAUCCACUCCCACAUCGGCUUUGAAUCCAUGGUUAUCGAUUACAUCCCCCAUCGCAGGUACCCCACUCUCAGAAAGGGCGCCUUGUGGGCACUUAAGGGCGCCACGGUGUUGGUGCUUGUGGGGCUAUACGAAUUUGAGACAAAUGAUGUGGGGAUUACUGAGGGUUUGUGCUCCUUCCGUCUUGUUUCCUUUCAGACUGGUCCGGUUUGGUUGGGGUUGGCUGACGCUAAGUGCGGGGAUGAUGGUGUAGCCAUUAAGAGGGUUUGGAGGGCGUAA